AACUAAGCAUCAUCAAUAACCAUCCUCUUCAUUUUCAAUAAAGCUAUUCGUUUGUUUAACUUAGUUGCCAGUAAAAUACUAAAUGGCUUCUUCAACAAUGGCUCUCUCUUCUCCAUCAUUGGUUGGGAAGGCAAUCAAGCUUUCCCCCUCCACACCAGCCCUUGGCAUGGGAAGAGUGACCAUGAGAAAAACAACCACCAAGAAAACGAUUCCUUCUGGAAGCCCGUGGUACGGUCCAGACCGUGUCAAGUACUUGGGUCCAUUCUCUGGUGAAGCUCCAUCCUACCUUACUGGCGAGUUUCCUGGUGACUAUGGUUGGGAUACUGCUGGACUCUCUGCUGACCCAGAGACAUUUGCCAAAAACCGUGAACUUGAGGUUAUCCACAGUAGAUGGGCUAUGUUGGGAGCCUUGGGAUGUGUCUUCCCCGAGCUCUUGUCCCGCAAUGGUGUCAAAUUCGGCGAGGCUGUGUGGUUCAAGGCAGGAUCUCAAAUCUUCAGUGAGGGUGGUCUUGACUACUUGGGUAACCCAAGCCUAGUCCAUGCACAAAGUAUCCUUGCUAUCUGGGCUGUCCAAGUUAUCUUAAUGGGAGCUGUUGAGGGUUACCGGAUUGCUGGUGGACCUCUUGGUGAAGUUGUCGACCCACUCUACCCAGGUGGUAGCUUCGACCCAUUAGGCCUAGCUGACGACCCAGAGGCUUUCGCUGAAUUGAAGGUGAAGGAACUUAAGAAUGGUAGGUUAGCUAUGUUCUCUAUGUUUGGAUUCUUCGUGCAGGCUAUUGUGACCGGAAAGGGACCUCUUGAAAACCUUGCUGAUCACAUUGCUGACCCUGUCAACAACAAUGCUUGGGCCUUUGCCACAAACUUUGUCCCCGGAAAUAAAAUGGCUUCUUCAACAAUGGCUCUCUCUUCACCAUCAUUGGUUGGGAAGGCAAUCAAGCUUUCCUCCUCCACACCAGCCCUUGGCAUGGGAAGAGUGACCAUGAGAAAAACAACCACCAAGAAGACGGUUCCUUCUGGAAGCCCGUGGUACGGUCCAGACCGUGUUAAGUACUUGGGUCCAUUCUCUGGUGAAGCUCCAUCCUACCUUACUGGCGAGUUUCCUGGUGACUAUGGUUGGGAUACUGCUGGACUCUCUGCUGACCCAGAGACAUUUGCCAAAAACCGUGAACUUGAGGUCAUCCACAGUAGAUGGGCUAUGUUGGGAGCCUUGGGAUGUGUCUUCCCUGAGCUCUUGUCCCGCAAUGGUGUCAAAUUUGGAGAGGCCGUGUGGUUCAAGGCAGGAUCCCAAAUCUUCAGUGAAGGUGGACUGGACUACUUGGGUAACCCAAGCUUAGUCCAUGCACAAAGUAUCCUUGCUAUCUGGGCCGUCCAAGUUAUCUUAAUGGGAGCUGUUGAGGGUUACCGUAUUGCUGGCGGACCUCUUGGUGAAAUUGUCGACCCACUCUACCCCGGAGGCAGCUUUGAUCCAUUAGGCCUAGCUGACGACCCUGAGGCUUUUGCGGAAUUGAAGGUGAAAGAACUCAAGAAUGGUAGGUUAGCUAUGUUCUCUAUGUUUGGUUUCUUCGUUCAAGCUAUUGUAACCGGAAAAGGACCUAUAGAGAAUCUUGCUGACCACCUUGCUGACCCGGUAAACAACAACGCCUGGGCCUUUGCCACAAACUUUGCUCCUGGAAAGUGAGCUAAAAGUAUACCAAAACAAUGUUAAGUGACUGGCUUGCAUAUCAGACUGUGAAUUUCUUGUUAAUUAAUUUAGUGAAAUAUUUGGUGCAUUUAGAUCUUUACUCAACUUUGUACCAUUUAAGAGAGUGAAAUACAAAUGACAUUGUUCCAAUGCAA
Molecule: messenger RNA, 1836 nt
Organism: Trifolium pratense (red clover)
Lineage: Eukaryota; Viridiplantae; Streptophyta; Magnoliopsida; Fabales; Fabaceae
Product: light-harvesting complex I LH35 proteins-like
Exons: 2
Coding region: 83-1678 (531 amino acids)
Biological process (GO): photosynthesis, light harvesting in photosystem I; response to light stimulus
Cellular component (GO): chloroplast thylakoid membrane; plastoglobule; chloroplast envelope
Source: RefSeq, a predicted model, not a curated record